Messenger RNA from Hippocampus comes (tiger tail seahorse), 2799 nucleotides. It is a transcript of the gene ocstamp, whose product is annotated as osteoclast stimulatory transmembrane protein. The record is from RefSeq and is a predicted model, not a curated record. The transcript is spliced from 3 exons. Gene Ontology annotation, cellular component: membrane. Lineage: Eukaryota; Metazoa; Chordata; Actinopteri; Syngnathiformes; Syngnathidae. The coding region runs from base 1160 to 2566 and encodes 468 amino acids.
AAUGAAGCAAAAUCAUGUAAACACUGUAAAAUAUCAAAUCCUUUUAGCAUUAACCAUCCAUCCAUUAUCCAAACCGCUUCUCAUCACGAGGGUCGCGGUCAUGCAGGAGCCUAUCUCAGCUGUCUUUGGGUAGGAGGCGGGCUACACUCCAAACUGGUCACAAAUGAUAACACUUUGUCCCACUCACAGCCCGCAGAAGAGAGGUCUGGGGUCAGCAUCUGUAGUUCUUGAUCUUUGGUGUGUUUUGACCAAAACCUCGUCAUGACAUGGACAAGAUGCAUAGCAUGUCAAAGUGAAGUUAAACAGUUAUGAACAACAUAUUUUCUGUUGUCGGGCAAACAAGUUGGACAUGUUGUCCUCUCUUGAGACAGAGCGAGGACCCCCAUGUGCGGUGUGCUACAAAAUGUUAGCAGUCACAUGGCUCACAGCAAUGGUUAACUUACACAAGGCUCUUGUGGUUACUUAGUGUCAGUGGUGUCGCUGCAAAAGGCUUUCAAUGCAAAACCUUGAGCCACGGAAGUCACUUGGGAAUGGCUUUAGGGCCAUGACAAAUAUCGAAAUUGAAAUCAAAAUUGAAACCAUGAUUCACUUCAUGUGAAUGCGUAUUAUUUUCAUUAUAAUUGUCUAAAUUAUGCAACUGAUCAAGUGUGUUUAUGAAAAGGAAAUAUUGUAUUGUUUGUUUUUUUGAAUAACAACAACCUCGGGCCUCACAAACCUGUUCUUACAAACAAAUGGCUUCUGACUUAUACACUUCAUGUUUUUCUGUUGUUGUUGUUGUUUUGUUUUGAUUCUACAAAUGUUAAUAUAUUUAAAAUAUUGUUACGUCUAUAGCAUUUUGUUACAGUUGAUCUUUUCCUUAUUAACCUUUAUAUGAACAAAUUUCAGACAGUGUUUAUGAACCUAUUACUGUCGACCAAUAGUGUCCAUUUCUUUUAUACUGUUGAAUAAACUAUGCUUGAUCACUCGAUUGGCGUUAUUUUCUUGACCACAAGCUUCAGAAUGUAGCUGUCAUACUGUGUCGGACAACAUGUCACAUGAUUCCAAGUUUCCUCCAUUUAAAGGACACUUACUCCACGUGGGAACAAAGUCAUGACUGUGACUGUGUUCAUACCACUUCCUCUUUUAUUUGUCACACAUUGCCAAGCAUUUUUUCUUUCGGAUGCAACAUGUCAUACCCGCGUCGAAGUUUGCCAUGAAGUGUGUCAUUGGGGCUCUCAGGACAGCAUGCUGCAGGGAGUCAGUCAAGUCCUUGGUGUUCUACCUGUGGGAUGUUUACUCUUCAGCUAAGCCUCUGGGCCGACACCUCUGGACCCUGACCGCUCUCUGUCUCACUCUGGCCGUAGUUACUGGCACUCUGCUCUACCACUGGCUCUCCAAAACGCUGAAAUAUGACCACAACACAUCAGCUCACACAGCGCUAGUGUACGGCGUGGCCAUGUUGCCCACCACCUUCCUGUGCCACCCGCUGCGCUGCGUGCUGACCAUGACCCUGCCCACCGUCUGCACCAAGCAGGGCCGCAAACUCCUCAUCUCCGCCGCAGUCAUGAUUCUCAUGUGCAACGUCAUCCCAAACAUCAGCGUGAAUGUCGGCGCAGUCCUACGCACCCUGAAGUGCACCGCCGAUGGCUUCUCCAAGACUUUGUUGAACUCUUCAGAACUUUUAAACACAGCCAGGCAGGACAUGGUCAAGGAAGCCAUUCAAGUGAGGAAGGAGGACUUGAGCAUUGUCACCAACUUGAGGAUGUUGGAUCACUUCACACACGUGGAUGUGUCCGAGGUCAAGAGCAGGUUUACGAAGAUGAUUGGGCAAGUGGAAAUCAACUUUUCCUACAUGAGGAAAAUGAUAACACAGUACAAACUAUUGUCCAACAGAAUUCUGGCAGCCCUAUUUGUUGCUUUGCUGAUUUGGGAAUCUGCACGCUACUUGAAAUCAUAUCUGACAUCCAUUACAUUCGAUAAUAACCCUAUCUCCAAACGGCUCCGGCAAAAUGAAGCUCACGUUACCACCAGGAGGUCGGUCCCUAUACGCGGAAGAUUUCAAAUCAGCAGUGGGGAAUGCACCCCCAGUGUCAUAUCACUACUGGUGGUGACGUUAUACUUCACCGCGAUAGCUUUAAUCGCAGCCUUAGACCAUAUUGUGUAUCAUACAGUUCAAGUCAUUCUGCCCUGGCUGCUGGACUUUCCAGCCAUGUCUGCCAGCAUCAACGUCAAUUAUAAGGUACAAUGGUUUCCACCGGCAUUUUGCAUCCUGCCACACGCGUGCAUCACGCGGCAGCUGACGGACUUCCGCAAGGAGUACAAGUGGAACUUCAGCCCCGAAGCGUCGAUUUGUGAUGCCACGACUUCAGCUCCCAGCGCGGGUGUGAGCGCUCUGCUAGCAUGUCUGUGGCUAAUGAGCUACCUGCUGCUGUUCCUCGAGGCGUACGCCACAAGGCUACGGAGGAACAUCUGUGCGUCUUUUUUUAAAAAGCAAGAAGAAAGGAGAGUGGCUUUUUGGAACGCAAAAGGCCAGGCAAAGCAAGACAGAAAGGCGCCAGGAGAUGCUGUUUUGGUUGUCUGCAGAUGACAUGACCUUGACUGUACGUUUUCUUCUUCUUUUCUUCAGUCAAGAGAAUGAUAUCAAAGAACACCUUUCAGUGAGCAGCAUUUCAAGCCACAAGUCGCUGGGGUGAACAUAAAGUGUGAAUGUUUAACCCUGUGGCUUUUACACUUUUUGUGCUGCAUGACAAAACACUCAAAAGACUUCAACAUUGUCGAAGGUCCAAAGAUUCUUUGUCAAGUUCAUAGACAACAAUACAA